Messenger RNA from Caenorhabditis angaria, 2623 nucleotides. The record is from the annotation of a GenBank genome assembly. NCBI's taxonomy places the organism in Eukaryota, Metazoa, Nematoda, Chromadorea, Rhabditida, Rhabditidae.
AUGACAGAACAAGACCAAUUGUUCCAGACGGAUACUUUCUCGCCAUCAGAAUGUGAGUUGUUUUUUCACAGCUAUUAGGUUUAUAGAUAAAUAAAUUUAUAGAUAUCCGAGAAAGGCUAAAAGGUGUAAAAACUGGAGACGAGUCAAGAAAAUUGCGAGCUUUACGAAGUGAAAUGAACGCAUUGAAUACUGCAUCACAGGAAACAUUAAAGAAUAAUGUUUUCAGAAAUUAUCAGCAAUUUAUUGAUGCGUCAAAAGAGAUUUCACGUAAGAUGCUUUAUUUAUCAAUCAUUUAUUUUUCGAAUAAUGGGAAAUUACAGAUUUGGAACGAGAAAUCUACGAAAUGUCUCACAAUCUUCAGGAACAAAAACGUGUUAUUGAGAAUUUAAUAAUGAUGACAGGCGAUGAUAAAUCAUCAAUUCAUACUGUUUCAAGUCAUUCAACAACAACUUCGAAUACAAAUCCAAUUCAAAUACUUAUGCAAAAAAUGGAAGGAAUUGGUGGAAUUUUGAAUAAUAUGUCAAGUAAUGAAAAAGUUAUAUUACAUGGAGAAAUGGAUCAAUUUGAUAUGGAAACAAAGAAAACGACUGGAAAAUGUAUGUUGAUUUUAUUAUCUCACAAAUUGAUUAUUGGAAAUAUUAACGCGGCUGGAAAAUAUGUGUGAGUUAUUUCGAAAUCGUGUAUUUUUUUAACUGAAAAAAAUGAUUCAGAAUGGAUUCUACACUAACUUUGAAUAGUGUUGCGCCAGUUAAUGUGAAAGAUCGAGAAUCUGGUGCAGCGAAUGCUGGAAAAGUAUUGAAGCUUCUAAUUUUCCCGGAAUCGCGAUGUUAUUUAUGCGAAAGUGCUAGAAUUCGAAAACUAUGGUUUGAUGAAUUAGAACAAGCAAAACGAGAAAUAUUACACGAAACAAGUUUAGUUCGACAAGCAACUAUUAAAGGAAAAAGACAAACUGUAAAAGAACGAGCAAUUGAAAGAGAACAUGUUAUUGCUGAAAAAAGUUUUCAAGAAGUUGAAGAAGAAGAUGAAGAAGAGAAGAGUAAGUUUUUUGUGAUCAUAAGAACUGUUUCCUAAAAAAACAUAAGUGUAUGAUUUUCAAAACUCAAAAUUAACCUAUUUUUUCUGCGAAGAAAACUUUGAAAAUCACAAUGAAAAUUUAAAGUUCUUCAUUUUUUCACUUUAUUAUUGUUUCUCGAGCUCAAACUAUUUUGGAAAAUAAUUUAUUUCAAUAUUUACUUGUGUUUUUCCAGAUGAUAAUGACCUCAUGUGGUUAUCAGAAUUACCAGCCGAAUUAGAUGAUUGUAUUGCACAUCGAGAUUUAGAACAAGCUGUUGAAUUAAUUCAUGAAUGGAAACAAUGUUCUACAAAAGAUGCAGUUAUUGAUGUCCAAUUACAAAUGAGAGAAAAUCAAAUAGUUCAAUUAUUAUCAGAAGAUGUUAGUAGACCAGGAGCUAUACAUGGAGGCCCAAGAGCAAUGAAAAAAGCGAGAACUUUAUUAACACAAUUAGGUCGAGGAACUUAUGCAACAGAUGUAUAUUUAAGGUUUGUCUUCUUUUUUUUCACUAUCUUUUUCAUUCUCAAUUUUUAAUUUCAGAAGACGAAGUGCAAUUCAAAGAACUGCAAUGCGUGAUGUAACUGUUUCUGAAGAACCAAUUUCAUAUGUUAGACAAUUAUGUGCAAUUUAUUCAAAUGCUGUAAAUGAUAUAUCAAAUGAAUAUCGAAGUAUGCCUCAAUAUUAUUGUCAAGUUUUACAAUGGUGUUCAUAUGAAUUGAGUACACUUUUAACAUUAAUUCGUCGACAUGUUAUUGAAGUUGCACCUGCAAUUGCUGUUUUAGCAUAUACUUGGAAAUAUGUUAUGACAACUAUGGAUGAAUUAACUGCUAUUGGAGUACAUUUAAAUUUUGAGGUUGGUUUUUCUAAAUUGAAAAUAAGAGGUUUCAAUAUAUUUUAUAGGUAAAUCGAUUGCUUGGUAUUCCAUUGGAAAAAUCGCUUCAGAGUAAUUUUGAGAAUAUAAUCGAAGCUGUGAAAAUGAGAAUAUCUGAAGAAAAAUGGAGACCAUAUGUAUUAGAUUCAGAAUCUGCAUUAAAUCGAUUGGUCGAAGAAUUAUCUGAUGUUGGAAUAAAUGUUGAAUGGGCAAUUUCAGCAAAUGAUGAGACAAAAAGUUCAUUGAAUGUUUCACAAAAUGUUGUUCAUUUUGCAAAAAUUGCUCACACUCUUUCAAAAGAUUUAGCACCACUCAGAUUGUGAGUUUGAAUUCUACAGAAGCGUUAAUCUAACAAAAUUCAAUUUAUUUUAAGAUCACCUGUUCAAGCAAUGUCCGAAAUUUAUGCUGAUGAACUAUGGAAAACGUUUUUGGAACAUUUAUCAAAUAAUAUUCGAGAUGGUUCAGUUUUUGCAUAUUCCACGACUUUCAUUUUAACACAGGUUAGCUAUUUUGUUAUUUUUUAAGCUUCAAAUUAUAGUAUUCAAUUUUAGGUUCUUCCGGUUUGUGAUCGAUUAUUAUAUGGAGAAGAAGGUGAAUUAACUCGAUUAAUCGAAGAAUAUCCAAAAUUAGCACCGUAUGCCGAUGAAUCAGAUGAUGAAAAUGGAAUAACAAAAGAGGAUGAAGAGGUUGCUCAUGUUUAA